Messenger RNA from Cyprinus carpio (common carp), 544 nucleotides. Its product is annotated as G2/M phase-specific E3 ubiquitin-protein ligase-like. NCBI's taxonomy places the organism in Eukaryota, Metazoa, Chordata, Actinopteri, Cypriniformes, Cyprinidae. The transcript has 4 exons. The record is from RefSeq and is a predicted model, not a curated record. The coding region runs from base 93 to 449 and encodes 118 amino acids.
AGAAGACCUCACCCAAAUGUAGACUUAAGGUCACAUUCUUUGCCGAGGCAGGCAUUGAUACUGGUGCCCUUACCAAAGAAUUCCUCACAGAAAUGCUGGUAGAAAUAGAAAAAAGACUCUUUGUUGAAGGUCCAGAUAAGAAAGGUAAGAAUCCCAUUUACUGCCUUAACAGUUUGGACUGUAACUACUUCAGGACUGCAGGAGAAGUCAUGGCAGCUAGUCUGGCACAAGGCGGACCUUGCCCUAACUUCCUGCGUGAAUGGUGCUUCAAAUAUCUCUGCUCUGGUGACUCUGACAGCAUUCAAGUGUCUGCCAGUGAUGUCACAGACUUGGAACUGUCACAGCUAAUUGUAAAGAUAAACAGCGCCAGUGAUGACAACAUCAGCGACCUGAUUGGUGACAUUGGGGCCGUGCGGAUACACUGGUGUAAGGGAAACAGGUCAAUUUAGCUCAAAGGGAAUCAUUUAAGAUUUUAAAGGGAAUUUGAACAGAAUCACUGUUUCACGGCUGAUCACUGAAACGGCCAGCGAUUCACUGAAUGAGC